Molecule: messenger RNA, 4737 nt
Organism: Momordica charantia (bitter melon)
Lineage: Eukaryota; Viridiplantae; Streptophyta; Magnoliopsida; Cucurbitales; Cucurbitaceae
Product: E3 ubiquitin-protein ligase KEG
Biological process (GO): protein phosphorylation; negative regulation of abscisic acid-activated signaling pathway; defense response
Cellular component (GO): trans-Golgi network; early endosome
Molecular function (GO): protein binding; ubiquitin-protein transferase activity; ATP binding
Source: RefSeq, a predicted model, not a curated record
AGCGGAGCCGCCUCACUCUCGAGCAAAUUCUGAGAUUUGGAGCAGACAUUGUGCGUGCAGUGGUUGAACUCCAUGCAGCUGAUGUUCUGUGUAUGAAUUUGAAACCAUCCAAUUUUCUCUUGGAUGCAAAUGGACAUGCUGUGGUUUCCGAUUAUGGGCUUCCAUUGAUUUUGAAGAAACCUUGUCAUAGAGCAGGCACUGUUCCAGAACAGGAGUCAUCAAAACAGCAUUGGUGUUUGGAGUGUCUGUUUCUGAGUCCGCAUUAUAGAUCUCCAGAGGCGUGGGAGCCUUUAAAGAGACCAUUACAUUUGUUUAGAGACGAUGGAAUUGGCAUAUCCUCUCAGUCUGAUGCGUGGAGCUUUGGUUGUGCCCUUGUUGAAAUGUGCACUGGUUCCACUCCGUGGGCUGGUCUUAGUGCAGAAGAAAUUUAUCGCGCUGUUGUUAAAGAAGGCAGGCUACCUCCACAGUAUGCAAGUAUCGUAGGCGUUGGUAUCCCUAGAGAAUUAUGGAAGAUGAUUGGCGAGUGCCUACAGUACAAGCCAUUGAAAAGACCAACUUUCCAUGCAAUGCUUGCUAUAUUUCUUCGACAUCUACAAGGGAUUCCUCGAUCCCCUACUGGACGUACUACUGAAGCGCCAUGUUUUCAUCAUAUUGAUAGGUUGGAACAGUCCCCUACCUCUGUUUUGGACAUUCUCCAGGUUAAAAGCAACCAUCUGCAUCAACUUGUAUCUGAAGGGGAUGUUAAUGGUGUCAGAGAUCUUCUUUCCAAGUCUGCAUCAGGGAAUAAUAGGAGCUCAGUCAUCUCUCUGCUGGAAGCUCAUAAUUCUGAAGGCCAAACUGCUCUGCACCUGGCAUGCAGAAGGGGAUCUCCAGAACUGGUUGAUGCGAUCUUGGAGUAUAGUGAUGCAGACAUAGAUUCCCCUGAUGAAAACGGGAAUCCACCAAUAGUAUUUGCUUUAGCUGUUGGAUCAGCUGAAUGCGUGCGUGCACUCAUUAGGAAAUCAGCUAAUGGUAUGUUUAGGUUGAUGGAAGGCUUUGGUCGGUCUGUUGCUCAUGUCUGUGCCUAUUAUGGGCAACCCAAUUGCAUGCGUGAGCUACUUCGGGCGGGGGCUGAUCCCAAUGCAGUUGAUGAUAAUGGUGAAUCUGUACUGCACGUGGCCAUUGCGAAGAAAUUUACUCAUUGUGCAAUUGUAAUUAUGGAGCAUGGAGGUUGCAGAUCAAUGGGGUUUCUGAAUUCAAAAAACUUAACGCCUCUGCAUAUGUGCAUCACAACCUUAAACGUAGAUGUUGUUAAGAUGUGGGCUGAACUUGCAUCACCUGAGGAGAUUUCUGAAGCUAUUGAUAUACCAAGUGCCACAGGAACUGCCUUAUGCAUGGCAGCUGCUCUUAAGAAAGACCGCGAGAUAGAGGGGAGAGAACUUGUCAGAGUUCUGCUAAAGGCUAAAGCUGAUCCUGCAGCCCAAGAUCCACAGCAAUGUCGAACAGUUCUUCAUACAGCUGCCAUGGCUAAUGAUGCUGAGUUAGUGAAGAUUAUUCUUGAUGCUGGAGUGGAUGUAAAUAUCAGGAACGUACAUAACACAAUACCCCUUCAUUUGGCACUGGCACGAGGUGCAAAGCCAUGUGUUCAAUUACUCUUAUCUGCUGGAGCAAACUGUAAUUUGCAGGAUGAUGACGGUGACAAUGCCUUUCAUAUAGCAGCAGAUGCAGCAAAGUUCAUACGUGAAUGUCUUGAAUGCAUCUUGUUGAUAUUAAGAUAUCCGGAUGCUGCUAUUGGCGUAAGAAACCACAGUGGUAAGACAUUUUGUGAAUUAUUGGAAGCCCUACCUCGGGAAUGGAUUUUUGAAGAACUUAUGGAUGCACUAAAAGAGAAGGGUAUUCAUUUGUCCCCAACAACAUUUCAAGUGGGCGAUUGGGUGAAAUUCAGAAGAUGCGUGGCAAAUCCUGCAUAUGGUUGGCAAGGUGCAGGGCCCAGGAGUGUUGGGUUUGUGCAGGGUUCCCAAAGUAGCGAUGGUCUUUCUGUAUCGUUUUGCUCUGGUGUUGCACAUGUUUUGGCAGAUGAAAUUAUCAAAGUUAUUCCUCUGGAUAGGGGACAGCUGGUGCAACUUAGACCUGACGUGACAGAGCCAAGGUUUAAGUUGCUUGGACAAGCACGCGACAGCAUUGGAACUGUCUUGUGUAUUGAUGAUGAAGAAGGAAUUAUUCGAAUUGGAUUUACUGGUGCAUCUAGAGGAUGGCAAGCUGACCCUGCAGAUUUUCAAAGACUUCAAGAAUUCAAGGUUGGUGAUUGGGUCCGUGUACGUUAUACUGUACCCACUGCAAAGCAUGGAUUUGGAGCUGUAACUCCAGGGAGUAUUGGGGUUGUGUAUGGUAUCAGACCAGACAGUAGUUUGCUGAUUGAAUUCUGCUAUUUGUCGAGCCCUUGGCUUUGUGAACCAGAGGAGAUCGAACCUGCUGUCCCCUUUAAGAUUGGAGACCAAGUAUGUGUUAAACGCUCUAUAUCUGAACCUAGAUUCCCUUGGGAUGGUGAGACGCAUAAUAGUGUUGGAAAAGUAAGUGAUAUUGAAAGCAAUGGUCUCUUGAUAAUUGAACUACCAAAUCGGCAUGGACCAUGGAAGGUAGAUCCAUCUGACAUGGAGAAGGUGGAAAAAUUGGAGGUCGGUGAUUGGGUUAGGGUGAAAGCAUCUGUACCCUCUCCCAAAUAUGGGUGGGAGGAUGUACCACGAAACAGCAUAGGAAUAAUUUUUUCCUUAGAGGAGGAUGGAGAUGUGGAUGUGGCAUUUUGCUUCAGGAGCAAAACUUUCCCUUGCUCUGUUACAGACAUUGAAAAGGUGCCACCUUUUGAAGUGGGACAAGAGAUUCACAUUCUGCCGUCUGUUACCCAGCCAUCGCUUGGGUGGUUAGAUGAAACCCCAGCCUCUUCAGGAAAAAUUGAAAGAAUUGAUAUGGAUGGGACUCUAAAUGUGAGGGUGUCUGGAAAGAAAAACCUAUGGAGAGUUGCUCCAGGUGAUGCAGAAAAAUUAUCAGGGUUGGCAGUGGGUGACUGGGUCAGGAUGAAGCAAUGUUUGGGAACAAAAUCAAAUUAUGAAUCGAAUAAUACUGUGAGGGAAAAAAUAGCAGUAGUUUACAGCAUACAAGAUUACUCUUAUUUAGAAUUGGCAUGUUGUUUUCAUGAGGGCAAGUUCCCUGUACACUGCACAGAAGUGGAAAAAAUUCCUCCACUAAAAAUUGGCCAGUAUGUCCGAUUCCGUGCUGGAUUGGCUAAACCAAGAUGGGGAUGGAGAGGUGCUAAUCCCAAUUCAAGGGGUGUUGUAACUGCGGUAAAUGCUAAUGGAGAAAUAAGGGUAUCGUUGUUUGGCUUGUCCGGAUGGUGGAGAGGAGAUCCUGCAGAUUUUGAGGUAGAGCAAAUGUAUGCUGUGGGAGAAUGGGUGAAAUUAAAAGAUGAUACUGAUGGACGGAAAUCUUUGCCUGCCGGAAGUGUUGGUGUUGUACAAGGAUUAAGUUAUCAUGAAAAUGAAUGGGAUGGUUCUGUUCUUGUUGGAUUCUGUAGAGAACCGGAAAUGUGGGUGGGACACACUUCAAAACUUGAAAAGACAGACAGAUUUCAUAUAGGACAGCGGGUGAAGGUGAAGCCUUCUGUACCAAAUCCACGAUUCGGGUGGUCGGGCCACUCCCAUGCCAGCAUUGUUUCUAUAACUGCAAUUGAUGCAGAUGGCAAAAUUAAAGUAUCCACUCCAUCUGCUCAAAAGCCAUGGACACUUGAUCCAUCUGAAGUUGAUCCGGUAGAGGAAGAGCAGCUCAACAUCGGAGACUGGGUGAAGGUCAAGCCAUCUAUUGUAAUGCCUGUUUAUCAUUGGGGGGAUGUUACUCGUCAGAGUGUCGGGGUAGUCCACAAGAUGGAGGAUGGAGAGCUUUGGGUGGCCUUCUGCUUUGUGGAGCAGCUGUGGAUAUGCAAGGACUCGGAGGUCGAGAAGGUGAGACCCUUUAGAGUUGGCGAUGCAGUGAGAUUUCGGGAAGGAUUAAAAAUUCCUAGAUGGGGAUGGGGAAUGGAGACACAUGCCAGUGAAGGCCAAGUAGUUGGUGUUGAUGCAAAUGCAAAAGUAAGGGUUAGAUUUAGGUGGAGGGAAGGACGUCCUUGGAUCGGGGACCCCGCUGACCUUGUUCUUGAUGAGAGUACUUGAUCUUGAUUCAGGAGCCUAAAUUUAAAGCUCUGCAUACCAAAUCAACUUCAGUAGAGAAUGACCCCCAGGCUUCGGCUUUGCAAGCGUGUGGAAUUCUGGGAUACUGAAGUAAUUCACCGAUCGAAGACGAGGCAUUAUGCCAUGUACGUAAAUGCUUUGGAGAACUGCAGUUGGAGAUGAAGAUGAAUAGAGAGUUGGAGGAAACAGUGAAGCAAUGCCCCUUUUGGUGUGGCAUAAUCAAUCUAUAUAUCGACAACGUCUUUUAUAUAUCGUUGUGCUUGUAGAUAAAGUUGAGUUAUAUAAAAAACUGCUGAGGGGUAAUAUAUUAUUUAGAUAUGUACAUAUAAUUUUCCGGUGAUUAUAAUAACUAACAUUUCAGCAAUUCUUCUACCCUAAAAGCUGCAUAUUUGCUUGAUGCGUCUGGACUAAGAUUCCAUAGGAGGCAGGAGCAUAUCACAGUGAUUUCUUGUAAUGCAAAUGGCUCCAAUCAGGUUUGCCAUAUUUUUUCUACCGCGGGUACAAAAAUUGAGAAAUAAAGUCGAUCAAUAGAGAUUGUUCA